Drosophila gunungcola (fruit fly) is the source of this 2392-nucleotide messenger RNA. Its product is annotated as multiple epidermal growth factor-like domains protein 10. The record is from RefSeq and is a predicted model, not a curated record. The transcript is spliced from 5 exons. The coding region runs from base 96 to 2201 and encodes 701 amino acids. NCBI's taxonomy places the organism in Eukaryota, Metazoa, Arthropoda, Insecta, Diptera, Drosophilidae.
AAAGUCAAUUGGUUGGUCAUUUGUGAAGUGUGACUUAAUGUGAUCAGUUGCUUCAAGUCGUGAGCCAAGUUUUAAUUCUAAAAUUAAAUCUCAUUAUGUUUGUGCUGUUGUUGGUUUUAUUGGGAGGUCUGCAGGUGCAGGCCUGUGUGAAUCGAGUUCCAAUUGUCAAAAUGCGUGGCACUCUGGUAACAAUGCGCAAGUACCAGAGUUCGGCCAACUGCACAUCAAAUUGUGGUCCCUUGGUGGGAAGAACCAGAACGGAGACAUACACGGGAUUCCACGACAUCUGCUGCGAAGGCUAUAUACGCAAUGAUGACAAUGAGUGUGUGCCGCAGUGCAAGGAUUGCGGGCUCACGGGAAAAUGCCUUACACCGAAUGUGUGUCUGUGCGACAAGGGCUUCUCGAACCGCCGGGUUCGCAGCCACUGUGAGCCGGAGUGCAGCGAGUCCUGCGUGAACGGAAGCUGUGUGGCUCCGGACGAGUGCGAGUGCCUGGCGGGCCAUCGAUUUGUGAAUGGUUCCCGGACGGAGUGUCAGCCCAUUUGCGCGGAUGACUGCACCAAUGGGCGCUGCCUGGAGUCGGGAAAGUGCCAGUGCAAUGCCGGCUUCCAGCGGAGUGAGAGCCGCAAGAAGUGCGUUCCCGUCUGCCAAGAUGCGUGCUACCAUGGCGAAUGUGUGGCGCCCAACGAGUGCCGCUGCAAUCCCGGCCACGAACAGCGAUUGGGCCAGCCCUGGAUUUGCGAUCCGGUCUGCUCCAGCGGCUGUCCCAACGGAAAUUGUGUGGAUGCCGAGACGUGUCACUGCAAGAUCGGCUAUGUACACAAGGACCAAGCCUUGGCCUCGGGCUGUGAGCCCGUGUGCAACCCAUCCUGCUCGAAUGGCACCUGCAUCUCGCCCGGCCACUGCUCCUGCUUCGAAGGACACGUCUUCGCCGAGGGGUCUCGGCACGAGUGCGUGCCCAGCUGUCGCUCCGGCUGCGAGAAUGGAUUCUGCAGUGCCCCCGGCCGCUGUGAGUGCCACGAGGGCUUCGAGAAGUCCUCGCCGCACCGCUGCUCGCCCACCUGCCAACCGCUCUGUGGGCGCAACUCCCGCUGCACCGCCCCGGACACCUGCGCCUGCGAACUGGGCUACGUCUUUGUCAACGGCAGCACCACCGAGUGCGAGCCCUUCUGCCCCAGAAGCUGCCGCAACGGCAUCUGCAGCAGUCCCGGCGUGUGCACCUGCUUGGAAGGCUACCAGGCCCUGCUCUCGUUCUACUGUAUACCCAUCUGCACGAGGUCCUGUAUUCACGGCAGCUGUGUGGCGCCCAACGAGUGUCGCUGCUUCAACGGGUACCGACCAAGUCCCACCCAAGGAGCCAGCGUGUGCGAGCCCAUUUGCAGCCAGGACUGUGGCCAUGGUCACUGCAUUGCCCCGGAGAUCUGCCAGUGCGAUGUGGGCUACGCCAAAAGGUGGCCCCGUGGAACUUGCGAGCCGUACUGUACGCAGAAGUGCGUGAACAGCCACUGCGAGGGAUCGGGUCAGUGCCGUUGCUACGAGGGCUACAAGAUGAGAGCCGGAUCUGUUUCGAUCUGUGAUCCGGAGUGCUCGCCGGGAUGCCGGAAUGGCACCUGCGUGGAGCCCAACAGCUGUGCCUGUUUCAUUGGCUACGAGGACACCAAGGUGCCGUACGAGUGUGCACCCACCUGCCGGCCCAGGUGCGAAAAUGGACGAUGCUCUGCCCCCGGACAUUGUGACUGCAAUCCCGGUCAUUUAGUCACCAACUCCAGCGAGCCCAACUCAUGUCGUGCCCAGUGCCGGGAGCAGUGCAUCAAUGCCGAAUGCCUGGAGCCGGAGAAGUGCGUCUGUCUGCCCGGCUAUCGAUUCAUACCCAACAGCAGCACCGAAUGCGAACCGAUUUGCUCCAUGGGUUGUCGUUCUGGCCAGGAGUGCGUGGCCCCAGAAACCUGCGAGGGCGCCGACUCCCUAAUUAGUCCCACAACUGGCAGGCACUUGGUCUUUCACUGGUUCAUGUUCUUCCUGGCCAUUCUGCUCUGCCUGGCCCUGGUGAUGACUCCGCUGCUGGUGCUCAGGGAACUGCAGCGACGACGUCGUGGAGGCGACAAGCAAAGGACCCAUCUCAUCGAAAACCCCUCAUACGGAGUGGUUCAGGCCAACAGCGAGGAGGCAGCCAGCGAGCUGGGAAUCGGACUAGGGGAUUAAAAAAGUAAGAAAAUCUAUAGGACCUCUAAAAUUCCUUGAAAAUCUUUUCGAAAAGCCAUUCACGUAAACAUUAAGAACCUUCUCAAAUAUUUUAGUGUAAAAUACAUUUUUAGCCCUUGAUUCAAUAGCUUAGAUCUGUUUUUGAACUUAAUUUGUCAGAGAAAUGAUAGCUGCUAAUAUAUAUGAUAAUA